AUGCAUUACCAAACCCAAAGAAAUAUUUCUCCCAAAUCUUUCAAGACAUCUUGUGUGAUAAAGGUUGUAAUAUCAGAUCCUACUGAUAAUAUAUCUAUCAUAACGUAUGACUGGAUUUUGAUCACUACAGAAAUCAGAUGUCUUUAUAUUCCACUUCCCAAGCAUGAUAAUGGUUGCAAAUUAAGAAAAAUAGGACAAUGUUGCUCCACCAAUUUCCUAAAACUCUUUAUGAGACAAAGAAAUAAGUGUCAGGGUCUUGUUGUGCGGGGGCGUGGGUUCCCAUGGAAACUUAGUUGUGACCGCAUCCGACAAAGACCAAGGUCCGGGCUACUUAAUGCAGCCGUGCACUCGUGGCUGGGUUUGAGGGCCAGGCCUGGCCUGCAAGUUAAUCCAGAAACAAUUCAAUUGCCUUGUUUGUAA
Molecule: messenger RNA, 420 nt
Organism: Phycomyces blakesleeanus NRRL 1555(-)
Lineage: Eukaryota; Fungi; Mucoromycota; Mucoromycetes; Mucorales; Phycomycetaceae
Exons: 5
Coding region: 1-420 (139 amino acids)
Source: RefSeq, a predicted model, not a curated record